Molecule: messenger RNA, 4857 nt
Organism: Nerophis ophidion (straightnose pipefish)
Lineage: Eukaryota; Metazoa; Chordata; Actinopteri; Syngnathiformes; Syngnathidae
Gene: naa30
Product: N-alpha-acetyltransferase 30, NatC catalytic subunit
Exons: 4
Coding region: 223-1242 (339 amino acids)
Biological process (GO): N-terminal peptidyl-methionine acetylation
Cellular component (GO): NatC complex
Molecular function (GO): protein-N-terminal amino-acid acetyltransferase activity
Source: RefSeq, a predicted model, not a curated record
AUGGCCUUUGCUGCGACAGCACUUUGCGGCAGCGGAGAGAGCUCGAGGAGAAGGCAGCAACUACUAACGUCGCCUCUUGCAGCGCUUCGGCCUCAACAAUCCGGGGAUUCACGCCACGCUUGGCGAACCGACACCCCCGUCGUCGUCGUGCAUCUCCUCGCCUCUUGGAUGAGAUUGCGUCCAACGUUUCCCAAGCGCAAAUUGCCACCUUGAUGCGGUGGAAUGGCCACCGUGCCGCCUGGGCCUAGUAGCGCACUGCCUGCAUCCCCGGCUGAAAGUCCACCUUUCCCCGAGGACAGAGGGCCGCGUCGCCCCGGGGAGGAGGAGGUCGUGUCCGGCGGCGUGGGGAGGGCCAAGCCGCUGCCUGUCUGCGAAGCCAAGCAGUCGGUCAAGAAGAAGCAGGCGAGCAUGCUAGCGCGACCUAGCCAGCCGGCGCUACACCUCCAAGCCGGGGAGCAGCAGCAGGUCAACGGCUUGGCGAGUCCCAUCCAGGAGCCGGACUGCCACUCUUUUCAACCGAGCCAGCCUGACGACCUGAGACCGUUCGUGGACAACAGUGACAGCGACGGGAACGACGUGGAGAACUGCCAACAUGAAGGCCCCCUCUCUAAAAACGGCAGCCAUUCGCCGCUGGCUAGCAACAGCAUGAACGGCAUGUCGGACCCGUCAAGAACUCGGGCGGUCCGUAACCUUACCGGCGACGACUUGGACCACACAGAGACGGAACCACAGCCGCCCGCAGCCGAGCUGGCCCGGCUGAAGCUGAGCGGCUCGGAGGAGAGCCACGACAUUUGUUAUGUGCGCUACGAGUCCGAGCUGCAGAUGCCGUGGAUCAUGAGACUGAUCACCAAGGACUUGUCUGAGCCUUAUUCCAUUUACACUUACAGGUACUUCAUCCACAACUGGCCGCAGCUCUGCUUCCUGGCCAUGGUGGAGCAGGAGUGUGUGGGCGCCAUUGUGUGUAAGCUCGACUUGCACAAGAAGAUGUUUCGACGCGGGUACAUCGCCAUGUUGGCCGUCGACUCUAAACACAGAAGGAAAAGCAUCGGUACUAAUCUGGUGAAGAAGGCCAUCUACGCCAUGGUGGAGGGCGACUGUGACGAGGUGGUUUUGGAGACGGAGAUCACCAACAAAUCGGCCCUGAAGCUCUACGAGAACUUAGGGUUUGUGAGGGACAAGCGGCUCUUCAGAUACUACCUUAACGGCGUGGACGCGCUGAGGCUCAAACUGUGGCUCCGCUGAAGAGGGAGGAGAUGAGGACGGGAGACUCUAGAGAAGGGGAAGGAGGAGGGAGGAGGUGACGGGACGAGAGAGACGACAAGACGUGCUGUUCAUCUCUUUACACACACACACACACACACACACACACACACAAACAUGCAACAGUAUGCAGAUAUGUAUGCAUACACACACAAUCACACAUUAUUCUUAACCUUGAACACGUUUCAAGACGAACCCUCCAGAUGUUUCCAUGAAGGGCCCACCCUCCUCCUCCUCCUCUGUCAGCUCUUUUUAAAAGAGGAAAGAGUUGGGGGGAUGACCUUUUUUUUUUUUUUUACUUUCAAACUCCAUAGGAGGGAACACCAAGCGACGCCACGCUGGACGGACACUCAAGACAAACUUGCAGGAAAAAAAACAGUAGGCAGCAAGACGCAGAAACUUAAAUGUGGACUUUAUUUUUGUGUUUCUUUUUUUUUAAAGCCUUGGAGGAGGUAUCAACUGCAUACAGUAUGAGAGUGUGUGUGUGUGUGUGUGCGCGCGUGUGUUUUUUUGAGUGAAAGUUUUGCAUUCUCCAAAUGUGUCCACAUGGCGGCGCUGUGUCAGCCAGACACCACAGCUUCUCAAGGACUAAAGCCUGUAAAGCUGCGCAUGCGUUUAUUUUCUAGUGUAAGUGUGUGUGCUGAUGACAACCAGUGUGAACUGAAUCACUCUACUAUCACCUCAAUUGUCACCAUCAAUUUUAGUUUAUUUUUUAUUAACCUCAGAUGUUCAAAAGCAGUCAGUACUAACUUCUUAUUUUCCUACAUAAAAGUUCAAAACUUUCCUAAUGCACUGCCAAUCCCCCCUCUUCCUCCCCCCCAAAAAAGAAAAGUGUAUGCGUGUGCAAGACAAUGCCAACUAGAAAGAUACUCAGUACAACAAAGACCUGCGCCAAGGCCAAACAGUUAAAAUUUGGCUACAACUGUCAAUUGUUGUCAAAAAGUAGUUACUCUUUGACAAUAAGUCACUUCCAGCCUAGGGGCACCACUGCAGCCCUCAGAGUGCAGCAGUUUGGCCUUGCCUGCCAUUGAAUAUCUCCCAAAUUGUGCCGGAUCCCUUUCUCUGUGAUUAUGUCAGCGCUAAAGCAAUUCUUAGCAGAUUGUGUUUGAGUUUGAGCAGUGCACGCAACCUCACUUUGUGCACCUUUGCUACCAAGGUGUUGUUAGGUCCCAAGCCACGACACUACAUGCGAUAAAGAACUGCCUUUUUGUUGUUUUGCUCGGGGAAAGAAAGAACAAAGUUAAGAUGCACUUGCUUGGAAAUUGCUGCUGCUGCUGUGUGUGUGUGUGUGUGUGUGUGUGUGUGUGUGUGUGUGUGUGUGUGUGUGUGUGCCCUACUUUCACCGUUUGCUGUUUGAGUUCAUUCCAAUGUUUUUUUUUCUCUCUUUGACUUAAAGGAUCUGCACAGGAAAAACAAUUCGGACAAAGGAGUAGCGGCCAUGCUGAAAAGAAACUUUGACAGUUAUUACAAGAAUAAAGUCAAACAUUUUCUCGCUACUCCACAACUUUUUAAGACGCCUUAAUUCAUGGUAUAAUUAAUCUCGUAACUUCCAAACAUUUAUUCUGAGGUAACGUUUUCUCACAUGGGUACGACUUCCAAAUACAUUUGUUUGAAAGUUUUUCUUAGGAAAGCGUUAAGCCAUAGGCAGCACGGUGGGGAGGGGUUAGUGCAUCUGCCUCACAAUACAAAGGUCCUGAGUUGUCCUGGGUUCAAUGCCGGGCUCGGGAUCUUUCUGUGUGGAGUUUGCAUGUUCUCCCCGUGACUGCUUGGGUUCCCUCCGGGUACCCCGGCUUCCUCCCACCUCCAAAGACAUGCACCUGGGGAUAGGUUGAUUGGCAACACUAAAAAAAUUGGCCCUAAUGUGUGAAUGUGAGUGUGAAUGUUAUCUGUCUAUCUGUGUUGGCCCUGCGAUGAGGUGGCGACUUGUCCAGGGUGUACCCCGCCUACCGCCCGAAUGCAGCUGAGAUAGGCUCCAGCGACCCCAAAAGGGACAAUCGGUAGUAUACGGAUGGAUGGACGGAUGGAUGGAUGGAUGGAUGGAUGGAUGGAUGGACGUUAAGCCAUUGAAAUAUCUUCAGGCCAUUGAAUCGGGCGCAACGUGACUUUUAAGGUUGGGUUGUCCUACAUGCUGUGCCUCCACUGAGAGGGCUUUAUUCAUUCAUUUAUCGAACAACUCCAGUCUGAGGUCAUGGUGCAGGAUCCCAAGUAUGUAUACUCUAAAGGCGGAAAAAAUUCCCAGUAAAGUCAUUCUCAUGUUAUACCACAGUAGAGCAAAAACCUUGUCUGAGCAUGUCCCCGCUUUUAUAGGAUAAAGACUUUGGCUCCUGCACCAUGGCCUCAGACUAGAUCUGUCCCAUGUGAGGUUUAACUGAAGAGGCCUGCUCAGAUAAAGGGGUAGGAGGUCUUGUCGGACAACUCAACAGUCCAGCUACGUUCGAUUCAGUUCCCUGAAAAUACAAUAACCUGGAUAAAUGAGACUGUAACGUUUCCACUUUAACUUCCAAAUAUUACGAUGUUUUCCUAAAAACUAGGUAUUCUCAGAAUGUAUUUAAAUUUUCGUUUUCUAAUUCUACUUUUCGUUGCAACGCUUCUCUUAGAAAUACAAAAAGACCUGGAAAAAAAACCUAUUGAAACAUUAAAAAAAAUGUUCUUAUAACAAUAUGACUUUUCUUUUAAUACCCGUUUAUUUCUUAAAAAAUAUGACUUUUCACAUUACUAUUUUUUAUUUUACAUAUAUUUUUCUUUUCAGUAUUGCCGUAGUGCUCCAUCCCCUUGGAAGUGUGCAAUUUAGUUGAAAAAUAUGCAAAUGGUGCCUGCAGAAAUCUGCUGCAAGACACAUUUGAUGUUAGAAAAGCCAGGGGGAAAAGACUUUGCCACUUUUCUUAAAAUAAGUUUGAUUCUUGCUUGUUUCAUGAAAGUAACAUCUCAACAUGUUUCCCACAUCCUGUGUUUGCCCGACGACGUGGGACAACAUCAACUCACGCAACUAUUUUGAGGUUCUUUCAAAAUCUUAAUCUCAUAAUGUCGGAAUUUACAUAACUGACGAAUCGUGUGACGAGAGAGGACAUAUCGCACUUUUAUUUUGACAGGGAUUAUUUGUUUUUACCCUACAAACCCAGCCUGAGGACCCUUCUGAUUCCCAGACAAGCGUCCAGUACAAAUCGACUCUUUAGUGAACAAGGCAGUGCUGCCAUCUUUCAAAGGCUUUACGGCCUGGCCGCAUUCAACUGAAGGGCUUCGUCUUCUGUUUUUGGUUUGUCGUUAAAAAGGCCCAAUUUUUUGGAACGAGAUGACCACUCACACAUAGGGCACCAUCUUGGAAGUCCUUCUUUGUGCCAUCACUCUUCCUCUUUCUCCUUUUCCUGGCUCUUUGUAGCUCCGCCUCAUCUACCAAAAGCAAAAUCAAUAUUUGUAUGUUUUAUUUUUCUUCUGCAUGUCUGACUUGUGUGUGUUUCCACACCCCAGCUUCUUCUCCCCGCUUCCCAUCCCUCUCGAUUUGAAUCUGGAAAUGUCAGAGAUAGCUUUUAUUUAAUGUGGAGAGGAAGCAAACAAAAAAGAACACAGAAAUAAAUUAUUUGAUUUUUUUAAUGCUGUAAA